AUGCCUGCUCUUCGGAAAAUCCGUCCCCCUUAUCCAGCCCUCAAUUCCCUCACCCAACACGCCCUGAUCCCCCUGUCCUCGCAGGUGCUCCAGUCGCGUCUGACUAUAGCGGGGACAGAUUCGUCCCCCGCCCACGUGGACUUUGAGUAUUCGGACUCGCUCUGUGGCACGGCAUGGCGGGACGACUACCUCCGCCUGCACUCCGCCAUUCGCGCCGCCAGUGCCGCCGCGUACACUCCCCCUCCCCCUCCCUCCCCCCCUCUCGCUCCCUCCUCCCGCCGAUUGCUCUCUCUCACAAAUUCCCCAUCACCGCUACCACCAACCGCAGCAGCAACAGCAGCAGCAGCAGCAGCAGCAGUCCCAGGCGCAACCCCGUCAAAUCAGACCCUCCCGGAUUCCUCUGUUCGCUUUCUCACAUUCGACCAAGUGGGGCACUGCGGGGGCUUCGGGGACUUUCUAGUGGGAAUCGUCUCCUCCUUUGUCGCCGCGCUCUUGGACCGCCGGGCGUUUGUGAUCCGCCAUGAUUGCAUACAGUACGCGUUUGAGCCCGCAUUCAUCGACUGGCGCCCGUCCCCUGAUGUUCCCAUGGAGCCUUCUCGUCGAACGAGUAACCUGAACGAGUCGUUUUCGCCGGGCGUGGUUCCGUUUCUGGAUUUGAACGGGAAUCGAGUGGAUGUGCAGCAGCUGGCGAAGUUUAAGGAUUUUCGGAACGUGAAGGUGCUGUGGAACCGCGGGAUACUGACGGAGAUGCUUACAAAGGGGACGGGCGAGUGGGCCGAUGCGUUCAGGGCGACCGGGCUGCGCCCACCGUACGCCUUCGGCUGCAUUCUCCGAUUCCUCGUCAGGUACGUUCUGCAUCGCAUUCAAGUACGCCUAUCCUAUGCCCCUCCCCCACCACCCUAUGCCCCUCCCCCACCACCCUAUGCCCCUCCCAACCACCCUAUGCCUCCUCCCCACGACCCUGCCCCCAGCCCACCACCAUAUGCCGCUCUCCACCACCCUAUUAUCCCGCCCCGACCCUCAGGCAGGCCCAGGAAGGAGGUAUGGCCGCUGGUGGCACGUCUGCUGCAGGAGAUGCGGGAGGCCCAGGAAGGAGGUGUGGCCGCUGGUGGCACGGCUGAUGCAGGAGAUGCGGGAGGUGCGAUGGUGGCGGUGGGGGUGCACGUGCCCAGGAAGGAGGUAUGGCCGCUGGUGGCGCGGCUGCUGCAGGAGAUGCGGGAGGUGCGGACGGUGGUGGUGGGGGUGCAUGUGCGGCUGAGCGACAGUGUGGUGCGGGACCCCCACGCCACCAGCAGCAGCGUCACCCCCGCCUCCAUGGCUGCUGCUAUGGCCCAAGCUGCUCCCAUCCUCGCCUGUGCCAAGGCAAGUGAGUGUGUUAAUUUGUGGCUGCUGCCAUCAUCUCACCAUCAUCUCACCAUCACCCCAUCACCCCACCAUCCAUCAUCUCACCAUCAUCUCACCAUGACCACACCAUCAUCUUCCAUCACCCCACCAUCACCCCACCAUCACCCCACCAUCACCCCACCAUCACCCCACCAUCACCCCACCAUCACCCCACCAUCACCCCACCAUCACCCCACCAUCAUCCCACCAUCACCCCACCAUCACCCCACCAUCACCCCACCAUCACCCCACCAUCACCCCACCAUCAUCCCACAUCAUCCCACCAUCAUCCCACCAUCACCCCACCAUCACCCCACCAUCACCCCACCAUCAUCCCACCAUCACCCCACCAUCACCCCACCAUCACCCCACCAUCAUCCCACCAUCAUCCCACAUCAUCCCACCAUCAUCCCACCAUCACCCCACCAUCAUCCCACCAUCAUCCCACCAUCAUCCCACCAUCAUCCCACCAUCAUCCCACCAUCAUCCCACCAUCAUCCCACCAUCAUCCCACCAUCAUCCCACCAUCAUCCCACCAUCAUCCCACCAUCAUCCCACCAUCAUCCCACCAUCAUCCCACCAUCAUCCCACCAUCAUCCCACCAUCAUCCCACCAUCAUCCCACCAUCAUCCCACCAUCAUCCCACAUCAUCCCACCAUCAUCCCACCAUCAUCCCACCAUCACCCCACCAUCAUCCCACCAUCAUCCCACCAUCAUCCCACCAUCAUCCCACAUCAUCCCACCAUCAUCCCACCAUCAUCCCACCAUCAUCCCACCAUCAUCCCACCAUCAUCCCACCAUCAUCCCACCAUCACCCCACCAUCAUCCCACCAUCAUCCCACGAUCAUCCCACGAUCAUCCCACGAUCAUCCCACGAUCAUCCCACCAUCAUCCCACAUCAUCCCACCAUCAUCCCACCAUCAUCCCACCAUCAUCCCACCAUCAUCCCACCAUCAUCCCACCAUCAUCCCACCAUCAUCCCACCAUCAUCCCACCAUCAUCCCACCAUCAUCCCACAUCCCCACCAUCAUCCCACCAUCAUCCCACCAUCAUCCCACCAUCACCCACCAUCAUCCCACCAUCAUCCCACCAUCAUCCCACCAUCAUCCCACAUCAUCCCACCAUCAUCCCACCAUCAUCCCACCAUCAUCCCACCAUCAUCCCACCAUCAUCCCACCAUCAUCCCACCAUCAUCCCACCAUCAUCCCACCAUCAUCCCACCAUCAUCCUACCAUCAUCCCACAUCAUCCCACAUCAUCCCACAUCAUCCCACCAUCAUCCCACCAUCAUCCCACCAUCAUCCCACAUCAUCCCACAUCAUCCCACCAUCAUCCCACCAUCAUCCCACCAUCAUCCCACCAUCAUCCCACCAUCAUCCCACCAUCAUCCUACCAUCAUCCCACAUCAUCCCACAUCAUCCCACAUCAUCCCACCAUCAUCCCACCAUCAUCCCACCAUCAUCCCACAUCAUCCCACAUCAUCCCACCAUCAUCCCACCAUCAUCCCACCAUCAUCCCACCAUCAUCCCACCAUCAUCCCACCCUCAUCCCACCAUCAUCACACCAUCACCCCACCAUCAUCCCACCAUCAUCCCACCAUCAUCCCACCAUCAUCCCACCAUCAUCCCACCAUCAUCCCACCAUCAUCCCACCAUCAUCCCACCAUCAUCCCACCAUCAUCCUACCAUCAUCCCACCAUCAUCCUACCAUCAUCCCACAUCAUCCCACAUCAUCCCACCAUCAUCCCACCAUCAUCCCACCAUCAUCCCACCAUCAUCCCACAUCAUCCCACAUCAUCCCACCAUCAUCCCACCAUCAUCCCACCAUCAUCCCACCAUCAUCCCACCAUCAUCCCACCCUCAUCCCACCAUCACCCCACCAUCAUCCCACAUCAUUCCACCAUCAUCCCACCAUCAUCCCACCAUCAUCCCACCAUCAUCCCACCAUCAUCCCACCAUCACCCCACCAUCAUCCCACCAUCAUCCCACCAUCAUCCCACCAUCAUCCCACAUCAUCCCACCAUCAUCCCACCAUCAUCCCACCAUCAUCCCACCAUCAUCCCACCAUCAUCCCACCAUCAUCCCACCAUCACCCCACCAUCAUCCCACCAUCAUCCCACGAUCAUCCCACGAUCAUCCCACCAUCAUCCCACCAUCAUCCCACCAUCAUCCCACAUCAUCCCACCAUCAUCCCACCAUCAUCCCACCAUCAUCCCACCAUCAUCCCACCAUCAUCCCACCAUCAUCCCACCAUCAUCCCACCAUCAUCCCACCAUCAUCCCACCAUCAUCCCACCAUCACCCCACCAUCAUCCCACCAUCAUCCCACCAUCAUCCCACCAUCAUCCCACAUCAUCCCACCAUCAUCCCACCAUCAUCCCACCAUCAUCCCACCAUCAUCCCACCAUCAUCCCACCAUCAUCCCACCAUCAUCCCACCAUCAUCCCACCAUCAUCCCACCAUCAUCCCACCAUCAUCCUACCAUCAUCCCACAUCAUCCCACAUCAUCCCACAUCAUCCCACCAUCAUCCCACCAUCAUCCCACCAUCAUCCCACAUCAUCCCACAUCAUCCCACCAUCAUCCCACCAUCAUCCCACCAUCAUCCCACCAUCAUCCCACCAUCAUCCCACCAUCAUCCUACCAUCAUCCCACAUCAUCCCACAUCAUCCCACAUCAUCCCACCAUCAUCCCACCAUCAUCCCACCAUCAUCCCACAUCAUCCCACAUCAUCCCACCAUCAUCCCACCAUCAUCCCACCAUCAUCCCACCAUCAUCCCACCAUCAUCCCACCCUCAUCCCACCAUCAUCACACCAUCACCCCACCAUCAUCCCACCAUCAUCCCACCAUCAUCCCACCAUCAUCCCACCAUCAUCCCACCAUCAUCCCACAUCAUCCCACAUCAUCCCACAUCAUCCCACCAUCAUCCCACCAUCAUCCCACCAUCAUCCCACCAUCAUCCCACCAUCAUCCCACCAUCAUCCCACCAUCAUCCCACCAUCAUCCCACCAUCAUCCUACCAUCAUCCCACCAUCAUCCUACCAUCAUCCCACAUCAUCCCACAUCAUCCCACCAUCAUCCCACCAUCAUCCCACCAUCAUCCCACCAUCAUCCCACAUCAUCCCACAUCAUCCCACCAUCAUCCCACCAUCAUCCCACCAUCAUCCCACCAUCAUCCCACCAUCAUCCCACCCUCAUCCCACCAUCACCCCACCAUCAUCCCACAUCAUUCCACCAUCAUCCCACCAUCAUCCCACCAUCAUCCCACCAUCAUCCCACCAUCAUCCCACCAUCAUCCCACCAUCAUCCCACCAUCAUCCCACCAUCAUCCCACCAUCAUCCCACAUCAUCCCACCAUCAUCCCACCAUCAUCCCACCAUCAUCCCACCAUCAUCCCACCAUCAUCCCACAUCAUCCCACCAUCAUCCCACCAUCAUCCCACCAUCAUCCCACCAUCAUCCCACCAUCAUCCCACCAUCAUCCCACAUCAUCCCACCAUCAUCCCACCAUCAUCCCACCAUCACCCCACCAUCAUCCCACCAUCAUCCCACCAUCAUCCCACCAUCAUCCCACAUCAUCCCACCAUCAUCCCACCAUCAUCCCACCAUCAUCCCACCAUCAUCCCACCAUCAUCCCACCAUCAUCCCACCAUCACCCCACCAUCAUCCCACCAUCAUCCCACCAUCAUCCCACCAUCAUCCCACCAUCAUCCCACCAUCAUCCCACAUCAUCCCACCAUCAUCCCACCAUCAUCCCACCAUCAUCCCACCAUCAUCCCACCAUCAUCCCACCAUCAUCCCACCAUCCCACCAUCAUCCCACCAUCAUCCCACCAUCAUCCCACCAUCAUCCCACAUCAUCCCACCAUCAUCCCACCAUCAUCCCACCAUCACCCAACCAUCAUCCCACCAUCAUCCCACCAUCAUCCCACCAUCAUCCCACCAUCAUCCCACCAUCAUCCCACCAUCAUCCCACCAUCAUCCCACCAUCAUCCCACCAUCAUCCCACCAUCAUCCCACCAUCAUCCCACCAUCAUCCCACCAUCAUCCCACCAUCAUCCCACCAUCAUCCUACCAUCAUCCCACAUCAUCCCACAUCAUCCCACCAUCAUCCCACCAUCAUCCCACCAUCAUCCCACCAUCAUCCCACAUCAUCCCACAUCAUCCCACCAUCAUCCCACCAUCAUCCCACCAUCAUCCCACCAUCAUCCCACCAUCAUCCCACCCUCAUCACACCAUCACCCCACCAUCAUCCCACAUCAUUCCACCAUCAUCCCACCAUCAUCCCACCAUCAUCCCACGAUCAUCCCACCAUCAUCCCACCAUCAUCCCACCAUCAUCCCACCAUCAUCCCACCAUGAUCCCACAUCAUCCCACCAUCAUCCCACCAUCAUCCCACCAUCAUCCCACCAUCAUCCCACCAUCAUCCCACAUCAUCCCACCAUCAUCCCACCAUCAUCCCACCAUCAUCCCACAUCAUCCCACCAUCAUCCCACCAUCAUCAUCCCACCAUCAUCCCACCAUCAUCCCACCAUUACCUCGUCAUCACCCCGCCCCCCCCUCCUUAUCCGCGCCAGGCAGUGGAGGACAUGUGGUACCCCCCGCCUCUCACUGUGCGAUGGAUGCUCAUCACCAACUCAAUUGACUUCAAAAUGGCCAUCCGCUCGCAUUUUCCCGGCAAGGUGGGUGGCUCUGCUCUCUGCAAAUGCUGCGUUGGAUUCUCGUAGAAGUUCAUAA
Messenger RNA from Closterium sp. Naga37s-1, 6114 nucleotides. NCBI's taxonomy places the organism in Eukaryota, Viridiplantae, Streptophyta, Zygnematophyceae, Desmidiales, Closteriaceae. The record is from the annotation of a GenBank genome assembly.